AUGUCUCUGGUGCAACACGUGUCUUCCAUCGACGGUGUUGAUCGUGAACCCGAACCAGACUUGGUUGACGACUACGACAUUCGUUCCAUACGCCGCAAGAUCAGCUACGAUGUCCUUCAGCCUCCGAACGAGGCUAUCCCGGUCGCAGAAUUACGACCUGGGACACCAGCAUACAAACAUUCCCCUGCAAAGAGAAUAAUUCAGGUCGUCGUCACGGUGCUCGUGUGCUGGGCCGCGUCGGGGAUCGUGUUUGGGUUCGCUGCGCUCAAGCCUAUUUUGGUCGAGGAAGGUGUGUAUCAUGAGCGCUGCACACCUGCUGAGAUAAACGAAGGCCUGGAACUGUGUGCGCGACAAGAUCUCAGACUUAAUCUGUUUUUCACCAUCGCUUCGAUAACUGCCAAUGUCUCUGCUCUUCCGGUCGGCACGAUCCUCGAUCGGUGCGGGUCACGCGUUUGCUGGCUCAUCGGCAGCGUACUGCUUGCUAUUGGCGCUGUCAUCAUGGCGCUGGCGUUUCGGAAUUCUGGCUUCGAUGGCUAUAUCGCGGGGAACUUCUUACUCGCUCUAGCUGGCACCUUUCUGUUUGUUCCCUCGUUCCAAAUCGCGAACGCAUUUCCUAAACAUGCAGGGUCAAUUGUCGCUCUAGUGACUGGUGCAUUUGACGCCUCUGCUGCUGUCUUCCUCUUCUACCGACUUAUUUAUGAGGCGUCAGGCAGAUCGUUCGCUCUGCACAAGUUCUUCCUAUGCUAUCUGAUAGUCCCAGUGGGGAUCCUCAUCGCACUGAUGACUAUCAUGCCGGCGCACGAUUAUGUGUCAACUCUGCAAUUGGCAAACAAAAUAGAAGAGGCAGAAGAUGCCAUGCACGACGUCCACGACUCCGAUGACGAGAUAGAGACCAGGUCGGAACUAAAUCGAGUACGAAAGAAGAGGGCGGAGCUAAGAAGGAAGCAGAUCUGCGAGAUCGAUGCGGUGCUCGGCAAUAAAGACGAGCGUCAAAUACGUGCAGAGCGAGAAGAGGAUCGCCAACAGACAAGUUGGGUCUGGGGUGUAUUGCACGGUCUCCCAGCGCAUAAGCAGAUGGCCACGCCUUGGUUUGUCCUGAUCACGCUGAUGACUAUAUUGCAGAUGGUGCGAAUGAACUAUUUCAUUGCGACGAUUCGCUCACAAUAUGCGUAUAUGCUUGGGUCGAUCGAGGAGGCAGAUAAGAUCGGUGCCUUUUUUGACGUCGCGCUGCCGGUCGGGGGUGUCUUGUUCACGCCUGGGAUAGGGUUUCUCCUUGAUCGUCUCAGUGUGCCUAUGAUGCUUGGGCUUAUUGUGGUUUUCACCACGGUUAUCGGCGUGCUGAAUUCCAUUCCGGCAGUUUGGGCUGGAUACCUCACCGUGUUGCUUUUUGUCUUACUCCGGCCACUUUACUAUUCGGCCAUGUCUGACUAUACGACCAAAGUGUUCGGGUUCGCCACUUUUGGCCGAGUUUACGGUGCCAUCAUCUGUCUCUCGGGGAUCGCAAACUUCUCCCAAUAUGGUCUCGAUACAUUGACGCAUCAUACUUUUGGCGGAAACCCAAUUCCCAUCAAUGCUGUCUUGGCGGGCGUGGGAUUCAUUGUCGGGUCCUCCCUCGUGGUCUUUGUUUUCGUGUCCGUGAAACAACCGAGAGAGCAAGAUCGGGCGGACGAGGAGCAUGAAAGACUUUUAUUGGAAGAGGAUGAAGGAUACGAGGAGGAACCAAGUUACGGCGCAUUGAACUAG
This is a messenger RNA of Penicillium paradoxum, 1743 nucleotides long. Its product is annotated as putative MFS transporter. Gene Ontology annotation, biological process: transmembrane transport. Bases 1 to 1743 code for a protein of 580 amino acids. Gene Ontology annotation, molecular function: transmembrane transporter activity. The record is from RefSeq and is a predicted model, not a curated record. Gene Ontology annotation, cellular component: fungal-type vacuole membrane. The transcript has 4 exons. Lineage: Eukaryota; Fungi; Ascomycota; Eurotiomycetes; Eurotiales; Aspergillaceae.